AUGAAAUAUAAAAGUACAAGAGGAAAUGUAAAGAAUCUAUCAUUUAUAGAUGCAUUUAUGAUGGGUUUGGCUGAUGAUGGUGGAUUGAUAGUACCAGAAUCAAUACCUAUUGUUGACAAGGAUAGACUAGCAAAGAUGUCAUCAAUGUCAUUUGUAGAGUUGACUGUUGAAAUAAUGUCAAUAAGAAAACAAACCAUGUCUGUAUUGGUGGCUACCAGUGGUGAUACUGGAAGUGCUGCCAUUCACGGUUUGGCCAACAAAAAGGGUGUCAAUGUCUUUGUACUCUACCCUCAAGGUAGAGUUAGUCCCGUUCAAGAACUGCAAAUGGUCACUGUACAAGACGCCAAUGUCCAUCCCAUCACUAUCACCAACUCUUCUUUUGACGAUUGCCAAACUCUGGUCAAACAAAUAUUCUCUGACCUACCAUUCAAGUCUAAAUACAAUUUGGCAGCUGUAAAUAGUAUCAAUUGGGCUCGUAUCCUAGUUCAAAUUGUUUACUAUUUUUAUAGUUAUUUUUUGGUUCAAAAGAAACAACAAACUACAAACAAAGAGGUUGUAUUUUCAGUACCUACUGGUAAUUUUGGUGAUGUAUUGGCUGGAUUCUAUGCAAAAAAGAUGGGAUUACCCAUUCGUAAUCUUAUUGUAUCAACCAACCAAAAUGAUAUUCUCGACAAGUUCUUCAAGACUGGAAGAUAUGAUAAAUCAUGUGGCGAUGUAAUCCCAACCGUUGCACCAUCCAUGGAUAUAAAGAUUGCAAGUAAUUUUGAAAGAUAUCUUUAUUAUGUAUGUCAAGAGGAUGCCUCGAAGCUGAGACAAUUGAUGGAAGAUUUCAACAGAGAUGGAGUUCUCUCAAUUUCCCCUGACAUUCUCGCAAACCAAGUCCACUCUUUGGAUGGGUUCCUUUCAUCAUCUGUCGGACAUCAAGAGAUUUUAGAUACCAUUAAAACUUAUUAUCAAACAUUUAACUACCUUGUCGAUCCCCAUACUGCCAUUGGUAUUGCAGGUUCCAAGUCUCAUGGACUAAAGAAUCUCAACAAAUUUACAGACAAUCCUUUAAUUUGUUUAUCAACUGCUCACCCUGCUAAAUUUGGUGACACUGUUAAAUUGGCUACCAAUGUUGAUAUUGAAAAUCAAUACCAAGCUACCAAACAAUUGUUGGAAAAGAAGCAAUCAAAAUUAAAUGUCAAUACUGCCAAUUGUAAUAUUGAAGAAAUUAAACAAUUUAUUUCAAAUAAAAGAGUAUAA
Molecule: messenger RNA, 1245 nt
Organism: Cavenderia fasciculata
Lineage: Eukaryota; Evosea; Eumycetozoa; Acytosteliales; Cavenderiaceae
Product: threonine synthase
Exons: 2
Coding region: 1-1245 (414 amino acids)
Source: RefSeq, a predicted model, not a curated record